AUGUCAUCCUUAAGAGAUAGACAAGGUCCACCUCCUGAACAAUUAUGGAAAUCUUGGGAUCGUAAAGCACGUAAACAAGGUUUUCAUUCUACAAUUUAUUCAUCUGAUGGUUCACAAUAUAAAGGAGAAUGGAAAAAUGAUAAAAAACAUGGUAAAGGCAUUUAUAUAUGGAAAUCUACAGGAGAUUUUUAUGAAGGUGAUUUUGCUAAUGAUGCACGAAAUGGUUUUGGUACAUUAACAGUCAAAACAUCUGAUGGUAAAUUUCAACGACAAUAUGCAGGUGGUUGGAAAAAUAAUAUGCGACAUGGAUAUGGAAAUUUAUUCUUUUCGGAUAAUGAAUAUUAUGAAGGAGAAUUUUAUGCUGAUAAACGAAAUGGAUGGGGACGAAUGUUCUAUACUGAUGGAUCAACCUAUGAAGGACAAUGGCUUGAUGAUAAACGACAUGGAACGGGCAUGUUACGUUUAGCAAAUGAUAAUCGUUAUGAAGGCGAAUGGCGUGAUGAUAAGAAACAUGGUCAUGGAAAAUUUUUCUAUGUUACUCGAGGACAACUUAUGGAAGGUUUAUGGGUUGAUGAUAUUUGUAAAGCAGGUGAAAUGAAAGAUUUUGGACGAGAUCAAGCUAUUUUACCGACGCCUUAUCCUAUUCCUGAUUUAUCACUAGCACAACCUGAUCAAGUUUUGGCAGAAGCUGAAGCCACAUUUUUGGCGACAGAUGGAUAA
Messenger RNA from Rotaria sp. Silwood2, 720 nucleotides. The record is from the annotation of a GenBank genome assembly. Lineage: Eukaryota; Metazoa; Rotifera; Eurotatoria; Philodinida; Philodinidae.